CCAUGGCUGUCAAGCAGCAGGCGUCUCAGUUUAUGUGAAGUUGCCUCUUGUAAAGUUGUGAUUAGCAGCAAUUUAGUUUUGAUGUGAUGUCGGACAAGCGUCAGCGCGCCAGAGUCCAGGGCUCCUGGGCCAAACCGCUGCCAAAACACACAGCACCAGCCGGCACAGUUCCAAACAACCCUCAAACCAGAAAUGCCAACCAAACCUCUACUUCUUGGGAUUUGGGGCAACAGAAGACAUCUAAGACAUUUGAGUUCCAUCAGCCCACUAAGCCAAGUAGAGAUGUUCCAUCAGAGAGGGUGAUCGAACAUGCAGGCGAUUAUGAGAUCAGCCAUGUUCCGUCUGGAGUCUCCAGACUGCGGCUGCUGCCUGGGUUUCUUGCCCAAGAGGAGGCUGACUGGAUGUUCAGUAAACUCUUCGAGGAGCUUCCCUGGUCUAAGAAAACCAACUAUAGAAAGGGUGAGGCAUACGGCGAGCCCAGGCUGACCUGCUGGUAUGGAGAGUUGCCCUAUACAUAUGCUCACUCUACCAUGGAUGCCAACACACAGUGGCAUCCGUUGUUGUUAACCCUUCGUGAGGCAGUGGAGCAGGCGAGCAGUAGCAGAUUCAACUCGCUGCUGUGUAACUUGUAUCGGGACUGCCAUGACAGCAUUGGCUGGCACAGCGACGAUGAGGCCUCCUUGGGCGCCAAACCCACAAUCGCCUCGCUCAGUCUGGGGGACACCAGAGUGUUCAGCCUCCGGAAGCAACCUCCACCGGAGGACAUCGGUGACUUCACUUAUGUGGAGCGGAUUCGGGUUCCUCUGAGUCAUGGGACACUUCUGCUGAUGGAAGGAGCCACACAGGACGAUUGGCAGCAUCAAGUGGCUAAAGAGUACCAUGACCGAGGCCCGCGCAUCAACUUGACCUUCAGAACUAUUCAUCCAGAGCUGGAGGGCCACAGGCCGGGGACCAAGCUUCGCUUCACUGCCAAGCAACAGUAAACUCCCCUCAGAGUCAGGUACUUCAGGCUUAGGAGAGUGCAGAUUUCAGCUGUUUGAGCCACUCGUCACUUACUUAUAGACCAUGGUGUGAAAAACAGCUUCCUCCAACGGAAACAGGGAGAUUUGCAGCCUGGAUUCACCUGUUGCAUAAGUGAACCAUAAUAAUACCUCAGUUGUAACCAGUGGUGUUAAUCAGAUAUCAGUGCAGAGAAGCUGUGUAUGAGAAUGGGGUAUAAUCAGGACUUAAAGGCUCUGAGAGACGUCAGCACUGAAUAAUAUUUUGAUUUUAUUUAUUCUUUCAGAAGCUUAGACAGUUGUUUCUUUUCAGACUGAAACUUAAGUCGGUAUUUUGGUGGCUGUAACUCAGCAAACGGCGCUGAGCAUGGCACUUGAUGCCACAAUAACCUUUGUUGCCAUGUUCAGUUUGUGGUGGGAAGCUCCAAGGUGGCAGCGCCUGAAGUCCACAUCUUGGUAUUUAUUUGCCAUAUAAUCAUGGUUUUGGUUUUGUUUUUUCAAGCUUUAAUUUUGCCUACAGUUUUUCACAUGCCAUGAAAAUUGUCAGUAGGAAAAUACAGUGUCCAGAGUGCUCACUGUACAGCAAGUCACUGCGGAUAUGACUGUUGGUGUAAUGCUGUGUGAAAUGUAAACAGUUGUUUAUCUCAUGGAGCUUUUGGAAAGAGUGUGGCUGCUAUAAAAAGAGGAAGGAACAAGUAAAGUGGCCUCUUGGGUCAGUUCAGACAAAUAAGACAAUAAGUCAUGACACUGCUGUAACAAAUCGAACAACAAUCCCCACACAACAUAUUAGCAGUAGAUAACUACAGCAGAUUUGUAUGGGGACAUUGUUUUUUGUUAUUUGGUUCUGCUUCGCUAUAUUGACGUCUGAAAAUGCACGACUUGAAGAAGUGCAUGUCACAGGGGGAAGAUCCCACAGGAUGGAAUGUUCUGUUUAUUAUGUAACAUUAAUACAUGCAACUGUUCUCUAUUGCUGUGUUUCUGAAAUAAAUUGAAUGUGUUCUCUGUCGAAAA
Molecule: messenger RNA, 2009 nt
Organism: Limanda limanda (common dab)
Lineage: Eukaryota; Metazoa; Chordata; Actinopteri; Pleuronectiformes; Pleuronectidae
Gene: alkbh3
Product: alkB homolog 3, alpha-ketoglutarate dependent dioxygenase
Exons: 10
Coding region: 87-983 (298 amino acids)
Biological process (GO): DNA alkylation repair; DNA repair
Cellular component (GO): nucleus
Molecular function (GO): dioxygenase activity
Source: RefSeq, a predicted model, not a curated record